Molecule: messenger RNA, 746 nt
Organism: Phanerochaete carnosa HHB-10118-sp
Lineage: Eukaryota; Fungi; Basidiomycota; Agaricomycetes; Polyporales; Phanerochaetaceae
Exons: 4
Coding region: 435-740 (101 amino acids)
Biological process (GO): respiratory electron transport chain
Cellular component (GO): mitochondrion
Source: RefSeq, a predicted model, not a curated record
CGUUUAGGUGACUCCGCGGGACAAUGUCAUCCUGCCGGAGGAACACAUGAAGCUGAUCUUUUUGAGGUAGAGAGCGAACUUCGAGCUUGAAUCGGUGGUGAGGCUAUAUCAGCGUACAGUGUAGCAGGGUGUUGGAUGCAUAGGCAGGUCACUUCAAGUUCGACUGCCUCAAACUGCGCGCCCCGAUGUCCGACUGGAGUUUAACCAGUUUGUCGAUGUGACUGCUGCAGACCUAUAACGCGCUCCAGGCCGCGAGUUGGCCUAUAACUAGAGCCUUGCUUGAGUCGUGCGUGUAGUCCCAUGUCGAACACACGCCAGGAGAGCUUGAGGUUUCCGGGGUCCGGGCCGAGGCUCCUGUUGCCGCACUCAACCUUGCAUUGCCUGUGGACCUGCUCUCACCUUCGAUACCCUAUACCCGCACUCUGACGAGUAGCAUGGCGAGCAAGGCUACUAGGCUUCGUGCCAUCGCACUCUACAAGGAGCUACACCGGUUGGGCCGUGACUAUCCUGACCCGUCGUACAAUUUUCACGGCAAACUUCGAGGGCUAUUUGAGAAGAACAGGAACCUGACAAACCCGGAGGAAAUUGAGAAGGCGAUCAAACUUGGGGAGUACAUUCGCAAUGAAACUCUUGCACUAUACUCACUUCGCAAGUAUCGACAUCUGAAGAGAAUGUAUCCCCAAGAACCUGCUGUCGAGCCCAUCCCGGAAGCCCGCAGCUCGCCCAUGAAGAACACAUGACAGUGC